Cynoglossus semilaevis (tongue sole) is the source of this 6985-nucleotide messenger RNA. RefSeq names its product regulator of nonsense transcripts 1-like. Bases 637 to 3999 code for a protein of 1120 amino acids. Lineage: Eukaryota; Metazoa; Chordata; Actinopteri; Pleuronectiformes; Cynoglossidae. Gene Ontology annotation, molecular function: RNA binding; ATP binding; zinc ion binding. Gene Ontology annotation, biological process: nuclear-transcribed mRNA catabolic process, nonsense-mediated decay. Gene Ontology annotation, cellular component: cytoplasm. The transcript is spliced from 25 exons. The record is from RefSeq and is a predicted model, not a curated record.
UAAUAGCCCUCUUAGAGGGCUGACAACUGUGAUGCUGACCUAAUUUUUAUACAAAGGAAGGUAUUGAGCACAACACUGAAUGACUAAAUAGAAUGUUGUAAUUGUUCUGCCAUCCCAAUAAGAAGUUGUAAUUGUAUGAUUGAAAAAGAUGAAGAGGAAGAAGAUUUUUUUUAUUUUUAAAAUAACACUUUAUUACUUUUUUUUUAAAGUUAUAUAACGAAGAACUAAUCAACAAGAAGAGGAAGAAGAAGUCACAUGUCUUACUUCUGCUGUGGCCAAUCAGUGAUAUAUUAUAUACUGGUUGACAUUCCUGGAACACCCCAACCUAGGAUGUGGGUCCAGGUGGUAUCAUACCAAUACCAGCUUUGACCUUGUGUCUCCUUGUUUCCUUCCCUCAUCUCCAGCAGGUGACUUCCUGAAGGCGCGAAGGAGACAUAACAAGCGGGCGGACGACACGAAGGGAACGCAGCCGCAGUCGAGCCUCACUCCCUGUCACACGCGCUCACACGCACCAUUGUUUAUUAUUUUCCCCAUCCAUUCCCGUCUCCGUUAUUCACUUGCUGCCAGAAUAACAACCAAGGCAUCAGCAGUUUGCAGAAUUCUGUUGUUUUUAACGGGUAGAACGGAGACAGAGACAUGAGUGUGGAGGCGUACGGGCCGAGCUCACAGACUCUGACGUUCCUGGACACGGAGGAAGCGGAGCUGCUGGGAGCGGACACCCAGGGUUCCGAGUACGACUUCACCGACUUCACCCUGCCAAGCCAGACACAGACCCAAGGCCAGACCCACAGCCAACUCGACAGCCAGAUUAAUGGACCGGUGCUGCAGAAUGGAGAUGACCCUGUGUUAAAGGCCAGUCAGCUGCUGGCGGAGCUGAACUUUGAGGAGGAUGAGGAGGAUGCCUACUACACCAAGGACCUUCCUAUACACGCCUGCAGUUACUGUGGGAUUCAUGAUCCAGCCUGUGUGGUCUACUGCAAUACCAGCAAGAAGUGGUUUUGUAAUGGCCGAGGAAACACAUCCGGCAGCCACAUUGUAAACCACCUGGUGAGGGCAAAGUCCAAGGAGGUAACCCUUCACAAAGAUGGUCCCUUGGGGGAAACACUGCUGGAGUGCUACAACUGCGGCUGUCGCAAUGUCUUCCUGCUGGGUUUUAUCCCCGCCAAGGCUGAUUCUGUGGUGGUGUUACUGUGCAGACAGCCUUGUGCCAGCCAGAGCAGCCUGAAAGACAUCAACUGGGACAGUUCACAGUGGCAGCCGCUCAUUCAAGAUCGCUGCUUCCUGUCCUGGUUGGUUAAAAUUCCGUCAGAGCAGGAGCAGCUCAGGGCCCGACAGAUCACUGCUCAGCAGAUCAACAAGCUGGAGGAACUGUGGAAGGAAAACCCCACAGCCACCUUGGAGGACCUAGAAAAACCUGGUGUGGAUGAAGAACCUCAGCACGUCCUGCUCCGAUAUGAAGAUGCGUAUCAGUACCAGAACAUCUUUGGUCCUCUGGUGAAGCUGGAAGCGGACUAUGACAAGAAACUCAAAGAGUCCCAGACUCAGGACAACAUCACCGUCCGAUGGGAUUUGGGACUGAACAAAAAGAGGAUUGCUUAUUUCACCCUUCCCAAAACAGACUCAGAUAUGCGACUUAUGCAGGGAGAUGAAAUUUGCCUGAGGUACAAAGGAGACCUGGCUCCGCCAUGGAAAGGCAUCGGACACGUCAUCAAAGUUCCAGACAACUAUGGUGAUGAGAUUGCCAUAGAGUUGAGGAGCAGUGCCGGUGCACCAGUGGAGAUCCCUCACAACUUUCAGGUAGACUUUGUCUGGAAGUCCACCUCGUUUGACAGGAUGCAGAGUGCCCUGAAGACCUUUGCAGUGGAUGAGACUUCAGUGUCAGGUUACAUCUACCACAAACUGUUAGGACACGAGGUGGAAGACGUGGUCAUCAAAUGUCAGCUGCCCAAACGCUUCACAGCUCAGGGACUGCCUGAUCUGAACCACUCACAGGUGUAUGCUGUGAAGACGGUGCUGCAGCGCCCCCUGAGUCUGAUCCAAGGACCACCUGGCACAGGGAAGACGGUAACAUCUGCCACCAUCGUCUACCACUUGGCCAGACAGGGUAAUGGGCCAGUGCUGGUUUGUGCUCCCAGUAACAUAGCUGUAGACCAGCUGACUGAGAAGAUCCAUCAGACAGGACUGAAGGUGGUGAGACUUUGUGCUAAAAGCAGAGAAGCCAUUGACUCACCUGUGUCUUUUCUGGCCUUGCACAACCAGACACGAAACAUGGACAGUAUGCCUGAGCUUCAGAAGCUCCAGCAGCUGAAGGAUGAGACUGGAGAGUUAUCUUCAUCUGAUGAGAAAAGAUACAGAGCUCUAAGGCGCACCGCCGAGAGGGAGCUUCUUAUGAAUGCUGAUGUGAUCUGUUGCACCUGUGUCGGAGCUGGUGAUCCACGUUUGGCCAAGAUGCAGUUCCGUUCAAUUCUUAUUGAUGAAAGCACACAGGCCACAGAACCAGAGUGCAUGGUUCCUGUGGUUUUGGGGGCCAAGCAAUUGAUUUUGGUGGGUGAUCACUGCCAGUUGGGUCCUGUGGUGAUGUGUAAGAAAGCAGCUAAAGCAGGUCUGUCGCAGUCUCUCUUUGAGCGGCUGGUGGUCCUCGGGAUACGGCCCAUUCGUCUGCAGGUGCAGUACCGCAUGCAUCCAGCGCUCAGCGCUUUUCCCUCCAACAUCUUCUAUGAAGGCUCACUGCAGAAUGGUGUCACUGCUGCUGACCGUAUGAAGAAAGGCUUUGACUUUCAGUGGCCGCAGCCGGACAAACCAAUGUUCUUCUAUGUUACACAAGGCCAAGAGGAAAUUGCCAGCUCUGGAACAUCGUAUCUGAACAGGACAGAGGCAGCAAAUGUGGAGAAAAUAACCACAAGGCUGUUAAAGGCUGGAGCUAAACCUGAUCAGAUUGGUGUCAUUACCCCAUAUGAGGGUCAGAGGUCAUACCUGGUCCAGUACAUGCAGUUUAGUGGCUCUCUCCAUACCAAGCUCUAUCAGGAGGUGGAGAUAGCCAGUGUGGACGCCUUUCAAGGCAGAGAGAAAGACUUCAUCAUCCUCUCCUGUGUAAGAGCCAAUGAGCAUCAGGGCAUCGGCUUCUUGAACGAUCCCCGACGUCUAAAUGUGGCACUCACCAGGGCCAGGUAUGGUGUGAUUAUUGUGGGGAACCCAAAGGCUCUUUCUAAACAACCCUUGUGGAACUACCUCCUCAACUACUACAAGGAGCAGAAGGUCCUGGUCGAAGGCCCCCUCAACAACCUGAGGGAGUGCCUAAUGCAGUUCAGCAAACCUCGCAAAUUGGUCAACACCAUCAAUCCUGGAGGCCGGUUCAUGAGCACCACCAUGUAUGAUGCCAGGGAGGCCCUUAUUCCAGGAUCUGUUUAUGAUCGCAGCAGCAAUGGGCGAAUCUCCAACAUAUAUUUUCAAACCCAUGACCAGAUUGCCAUGAUUAAUUCAGGCCCUAAUUCCAUGAACAUGAACAUACCCAUUCCCUUCAACCUUGUGAUGCCUCCCAUGCCACCAUCUGGUUACAUGAGCCAUAUGAACGGUUCUUCAGGAGGUCGUGGUGGAGGUAUGAAGGGCAAGUUGGGUAGCACAGGAGGAGGAGGAGGUGGAGGUAUAGGUGGAGGUGGAACUAGAGGUAACCGACAAAGGAACCGCGGCCACCUAGGUAACCAUGAUGGGGGAAAUGGAGGUGUGGACCGCAGGCAUGGAGGACAUACGACCAGCAGCCAGGCCAGCCAAGACCUGGGCUCCCAGUCCUUCUCCCAGGGCCCUCUUACACAAGGCUACAUCAACAUGAGCCAACCAUCACAGAUGAGUCAGCCUGGACUCUCCCAGCCUGAACUCUCCCAGGACAGUUACCUGGGAGAUGAGUUCAAAUCCCAGAUUGAUGUGGCUUUGUCCCAGGACUCCACCUACCAGGGGGAGCGGGCGUACCAGCACGGUGGUGUGACUGGACUCUCCCAGUACUAAAUGAUUGCUGGAAAAAUGCUAGGCCUGUGUCAAGCAUAGUUCUUCAGUAACAAAUAAAAAACACGGAUAACCGUUUUCCACUGCUACAACCGAAACACCACUGUGUGAAAGUAACAGGAGAGAGACCGUGAGAAAAAAAAACAAUUACAAGAGUGACAGCAAGAGUGGAAGAAGAGCUGGACAGGACGAAAGUCAGAAAAGGCAGCAGAAGGCAGGUGGAGGAGAGAAGGAUCUGCUGCUCAAAAGUGGAGACGUUGGAGAUAGCUUGUCGUCUCCUGAGCAGCAAAGUUGGAGAGGCAAGACCUUGGACAGGUCGAAGAGAGUGGAUGGUUCAAACACUGCUGGAAGGGGAAUAAGGACGACUGUGUCAUCUAGUCCCUGAACCUGCUGAUACUUCCAAAUGUUACAGUUGGAAAUCUUGCUAUAUAAAGUAAUGACACAGGAAAAGAAGCAGUGUCUUUAGAGUUCUUCAAGCCAACUCAAGAGGAUGUUCCUAUUGACAUAGAAGGAAAAAAUACGAAAGAGACAGACUGGAACAAAGGGUCACAACUCUUGUAGCAGUUGAUAAUGCUUUAAAAAAAAAACAGACCUGAUUCGAAUCAAGGCUCAGAAUUGGAUAAGUUCCCAGCAAACAGCCAGAAAAAAAAGUUUCAAAACGGCAUUUGGUGCUUCUGGUGCUGGUGCUUCAGACAGUGGAGAUGAUGUUUGAAGAUUACAGAGCCACAGAUGAUUCAUUUGUCUAUCUCAGCUUUGAGAUGGAACACUUUCUACGAAGAAGCUGUUUUGUUGAGGUUUUCAGUAACCUUUAAGUAGACGGCCGACUCGGGGCCGUCGGGAUGGUCUGCAAAGAUGACGGAUAUAGUCCUUAAAUGAUGUGAUCUAAAAAUCUCCAGAUUUUAGGAUGACAACCUCAGAAAUCUGCUGAAGAGGAGGUGAUUCUUGUUAUGUGUUCUUCUGUAGAACGUAUACGAGUGCAAUGAGUGAAAUGCACUCACGCUCAACUUAUAUUCUACUAAUAUUUGUGUUAAGUUGUUCUUUUCUGCUGAUCUUGAAACCAAUACAGCUUAGAAAAACAGAGAUCUGCUUCAGCUUUUACGCUAAUGCUUAAAGUGUCAAACAUUCCAAAUCUAGAGAAGAGUUCCUACACAAGACUAUAGUCAUGCAUUGACAACACACUUACUACUUCCAGAAAAUAAAAAAUGUGCAAUAAUAGAAGACACUUUUAAGAGACCACAAGCUUAUUUUUUUCUGUCCACUAUAAAUCAUGAUGAAUACUACUUCCUACAAAAACCCCUUCCCCCAAAAAACCCUGAGGCCUAGACUGAGAACAUGAUUUUAACACUAUUAAAAAUGUUUAAAGUGUAUAUCAAACAUUUUAUUGAUUUUAGACGUUACACUUUAUGUCCUAAGUGCACUAUAAAGUUAAAUAUUUAAAUCAUAAGACAAUUCUUCUUUGUUUCUUCUAAUCCCUUCCUCUUUCACAUAAAAUCUAUAACAGACGGAAUUUACACCAGGAACCAAUUAAGUACUGUUAAUAGCAAAUAUAUAUAUAUUUAGUCAAGUGUAGACCAAUGUGUACUCUAUAAGGGCAAACUGGUGUAAUGUAUUUUUAAAAAAUAUUACUUAAAGUGAUACACAACAUGGUCUGAAGUUUAGAGACACUGCUGUGCUUGCCAUGAACAGGCACUUUCAAGUCUUGACAUGUCAUUAAAUGAUUUUAAAUUGUACUUGCAAAGUGGCCUUAUUCUAAGGGACCUUUUAAUGUUGCUUCAUAACUGCAGUAAUAAUUUGUGGCAAAAAGCUUAGUCUAACUGUAGAGAUUUGUCUUUAAACAUUAGUGAGUCGGAUUGGUAAAUUUGAUAUAAAAAUGUUAACUAAUGGUGAGAAGACGUUAAAGGUUUUGACUGAAUUUCCCAUAUGUAUUUUAAAAUCUCAACUUUAGUGGGGACUACAGAUAAAGUUUUAUGUAGCUUAUACUGUAUCUCAUCACAAUUGCUGAUUCAAUUAAAAACUGCAGUUUGUAUAGUCUUUCUUAAAAUAUUUUUUUCGUCACAUCCUGUUGAAACAGUUGUACAUCAUGAUUGUAGUUCACCCAGACUGAAAAGGAUUGUUGUCUACACUAUCACUUCAUAUGAAGUUAAAAUCCAAACAGAAACAUAUCUGUGACCAACUGCAGAAGUGCAGGGAAUGGCAGCUACGGUACACUUUGUACAGUUCAUCAAAUGCAGAUUUAUCCUCCUCCAGACUGCCUUCCUGCAUGAGCUGGAGAGGUACACUUUAUUUAUAUCUGCUUUUUGCUGACCCCGUAUUGAAAGCUGUAAAAGCACUUUUAAAGGUGCAUUUUAAUUUUUGCACAAUAACAGUUUCUUAUCCCUGCCUGGGUCUCUGCUAAUGUUUGCAUGUCUGUUGCCUUUUCAUUUUGAUGUUGCUCUCUAACAUUCAUCUUUGCUGGUGUACUGUAACUAAAAUAAUUUGUCCCUCACUGCUGCACCAACCGGUCACCGAAUGCAACUGCUGAUGUCUGUAUUUGCGCCAAUUUUCUCGUGUGUUAUCUCGGGAGAUUAAAGUUUUUCUGUUUUGUUUAAUUAACUCCACUGUUGACUUCCUGGUAUAUAUGGGGAGAUAAAAAAAGUUUUAGCUUCCCAUAUAUAAUUGGAAAUUUCACAAAUGCUACCUUUAGCCACGUUUGGGUUCAUUUUUAGCCAUUGUUACGGACGGCAUGUUGUGGCGCUGAUUGAUAAUGGAAUCAGGCGGAACAUCGGUCACAUUUUUCUCUUAAAAAAGAUCGGCGUUAAAGCUGUGGGGCUGUGGACCCGGUGACAUGCAGCCGCUGCCUGGCUGAUGAGAGUUUGGAGAGUCGCUGCUGCUGAUUCUGGAAAUACUCAGGAGAGAAAUACCUAGAAGUGAACUGGCUAAGGAGUGACCGGGAUAGAAGCAGUUCAAGUCAAAUUUUUUUCAGAAAAAAAAGACUUUACACCGACAUGGG